Molecule: messenger RNA, 1253 nt
Organism: Botrytis cinerea B05.10
Lineage: Eukaryota; Fungi; Ascomycota; Leotiomycetes; Helotiales; Sclerotiniaceae
Gene: Bcshb17
Product: Bcshb17
Exons: 4
Coding region: 262-1035 (257 amino acids)
Biological process (GO): ribose phosphate biosynthetic process
Molecular function (GO): sedoheptulose-bisphosphatase activity
Source: RefSeq, a predicted model, not a curated record
GGCAUUUUUGUUUGGUGUUGACGUGAAUACUUGGCCUUUUGAAGUAAUUAUCGUUGGACUCUCGAAGUCGAAGGAGCAAGUGAGGCACAGUGAGCCAGGCAGCUGGACUUUAUUAUAAAUAAAUACGUCGUUCAUUUUUGGACAAUUUAUCCCAUAACUUAAACCAACAUUCUACGCCGCCAAAACAAGCAUCACCUCCACCCCUCCAUUGAAGGUUAAAAGACAAACAGACAUCACAUCAUAUCCUCCCACACACACACAAUGACUACCCCUCGAGUCUUCGUCAUCCGCCAUGGCGAAACGGAAUGGUCUCUCAAUGGACGCCAUACAGGUAUCACAGAACUUCCUUUAACUGCCAAUGGAGAAAAGAGAAUUCGUGCAACAGGAAGAGCAUUAAUUGGCGAUGACCGAUUAAUUGUUCCGAGAAAUUUGGCUCACAUCUAUGUCUCCCCUCGGAAACGUGCCCAAAGAACCCUCGAACUUCUCGAAGUAGGAUGUGCAGAAAAACUUCCAUGGGAAGAACGACGAAAACAUGCUGAAAAUGGAAUUCGCACAUCAGCAAAAGUAGAAAUUACUGAAAAUAUCCGGGAAUGGGAUUACGGUUCUUAUGAAGGAAUCACCUCUGCACAAAUUCGCUCUGAUCGUAAAGCCGCCGGACUUCCCGAGUGGGAUAUUUGGCGCGAUGGUUGUCCUGAUGGCGAAUCCCCCGAACAAGUCACCGAACGUAUCGAUGCUCUCAUCUCGGAUAUCCGAUCCAAAUACCACGGCCCCGUAAUUGGGAAAGAUAAAAAGGAUGCAGGACCAGGAGAUGUAUUGAUUGUAGCUCAUGGACAUAUAUUGAGAGCCUUUGCGAUGAGAUGGGUUGGAAAGACGUUGCAGGAUGGACCGACCUUUUUGCUAGAGGCGGGCGGAGUAGGAACAUUGAGUUAUGAACACAAGAGUUUAGAAGAACCAGCGAUUUUGUUAGGAGGUGCAUUUAUGGUGGAUGUGGUUGAGAAUUCAGUGGAGGGUGAGAGGGAAAAGGGGGAGAAAUAGAUGAGUUAUUUUGUGAGGUGGAGAUGGAUAUGUAUUGAUUUAAGAGGAGUAAUUAGAGAGAUUUAGAAAUGUUUAGAUAGCCUUGCUGAUUAAAUAAAUAACGCUGUACUUAUUUUUUCCCUUUCUAAAUCCCUUAUCGAACAGUCAUACAAGAGUUAUUACUCCUAGUAAUCUUAUACACAUCACACUCAUAUAUAAAUAACUAAGAAGAAAAGACA